Messenger RNA from Dioscorea cayenensis subsp. rotundata (Guinea yam), 1202 nucleotides. RefSeq lists its product as uncharacterized. The transcript has a single exon. Gene Ontology annotation, molecular function: methyltransferase activity. The record is from RefSeq and is a predicted model, not a curated record. The coding region runs from base 15 to 1202 and encodes 395 amino acids. NCBI's taxonomy places the organism in Eukaryota, Viridiplantae, Streptophyta, Magnoliopsida, Dioscoreales, Dioscoreaceae.
UCAUAGACAACAUCAUGGACAAAAUCAUCACAGAGUUGAAGAACAUGGACAAAGAUGAAGAAAAACACACAGCUUUCCUCACAGAAAUCUUAUUCCAACUUGGUUCACUUAGAAUCUCAGUCUUAAACAUCAAAUCUCAAAAGGAGAGUUUAAGUGUGAGUGGAAGUGGAAGUGCACAUCCACUGUCAAGAAGUGGAGAGAGCUACAAUGAAGCAAUGGAGUUCUUCCUGAUUGAAGAGAUAAGGAAGUAUGUGAAGCUGAAACCAAACAGAUUAGGAAAACAAAACUUUAUGGGAGCAAAUAGCACAUUCACAAGCAUUGGCCAUGCAUGUUUCUCCAUGAAAGAAGAGCUUGAAGAGUACAUGGACUAUGAUGUUGGGGAUUUCUGCAAAGAUGACUGGAAAGUAGCUCAGAAACUCAUGGUUCAUGGUUGUGAUCCACUUCCAAGAAGAAGAUGCUUUGCAAGAGCCCCAAAACUUUAUACUAAGCCUUCACCCAUCAAUGAAUCCAUUUGGAAGCUCCCUGAAGAUCACAACGUGAGAUGGAGCCAUUACAGAUGCAAAAAUUUUGCUUGUCUUGCUAGAAAUGCAACUGGGAAAGGCUUCUUCAAGUGCUCAGAUUGCUUCAAUCUCACACACCAUGAAAAACCAAGAUGGAUGCAAGUCAUCUACUUUGAUCCUUCCUCAAACUCAACUCCUGAUUUCCUCAUUGAAGAUGUAUUGAAGAUUAAACCAGGGGAGAUAAGGAUAGGAUUGGAUUUCAGUGCUGGAACUGGGACUUUUGCUGCAAGGAUGAGAGAGUUUAAUGUCUCCAUUGUUACAGCUACCAUUAAUCUUGGAGCUCCAUUCAGUGAGAUGAUAGCUCUGAGAGGUCUCCUUCCAUUGUAUUUAACCAUAAAUCAGAGGCUUCCUUUCUUUGACAACACAUUGGACAUCAUACAUAGCACAAGAUUUCUUGAUGGGUGGAUUGAUUUCAUACUUUUGGACUUUGUGUUGUAUGACUGGGACAGAGUUUUGAGGCCUGGAGGAUUGUUGUGGAUUGAUAGUUUCUUUUGUGCUAAGGAUGAUUUGGAGGAUUAUUUGGAGGCUUUUAGGAUGUUGAGGUAUAAGAAACAUAAAUGGGUUGUUGUACCAAAGGUGGAUAAGGAUGAAUCAGAGGUGUUUUUUUCUGCUGUUCUUGAGAAACCUCCCAGGCCUUUCUGA